Molecule: messenger RNA, 6102 nt
Organism: Ochlerotatus camptorhynchus
Lineage: Eukaryota; Metazoa; Arthropoda; Insecta; Diptera; Culicidae
Exons: 12
Coding region: 984-4214 (1076 amino acids)
Source: RefSeq, a predicted model, not a curated record
AGUCCCAAGUAUCGGAUCAACCGUGCUGUGUUUCGACCGACUUUCACGGAUCGUGACGGGAAGUGUGUACGCUCUCUUUCUCUCGUGAAUUGUGUGAUCUUGUUCUAGGAUAACUGUUUCUGAACUUGACAUCGACGACGACGACGACGACGACGCAGGAGCAGUAUUCGCAGAGUAGGGUGGUAGUGGGUGCGUGCUGGGAAGAAAAUACAAAUAUCCGCAUAUCAGUGAAAAUGUAGUUAAAGAGCAGUGUAUAUCCUCAUAUCCACGAGCGAGAGGAAAUUCUAGCAGAUGUGAUAAGUGGGAAGCUGCAAAAUAUAAUAUUCCACGCGUGGAGGAUUCGCUUUAUGUUGUUGUUGUUGUUGUCGGGGAAAGUGGAAAAGCUUCGGAAAGGAAAUUAUAUUUUUCUGUGUGCGCGAAAAUUCCAACCCCGAGGAUAUACGUUUCCGGCGAAGAAAGAAGGAAGUAUAUGGAGGAUCGAAUUUCGCACGGCUUGUUGUGAAGAAUAACCCAAUUCGUUGUACGCGCGCGAUGAAUAAAUGGUGAAGGGAAAUUUGCAUACAGUGUGAUUAUUCAAUUUCCGAGAAGAUCCCCGAAAAAUACGAGAUUUUCCUCGUUCGAGUUGUUGCUUCGAGACAGGUGAAACGGAAACAUGAGCCAAUUUGCGACAGUGACAGUUGCCGACUGGCAGCAGCGAAAUUGCGGUGUUGGAUUUCGAUGUCGACGAUGCAAUUAAAGGCAUUUAGCAGCAGUUAUAUUUUCAUUCCGAUAAUCAAAAAGUGUACCAGUGAUCAAAAGUGGGGCUUAGUAGUUAUUAAGUCUAUCCCGUUCUGCCGUUCAGAUUUCCAAAAAUAUAAAGUGCAUACACCCACGUGAGCUGCACGCGAGUUUUUGCGCCAGGUUGUAGCUGGCGGUCGGAGUGAAUAAACCCGGCAGUGUAUUUAUUUAAAUUAUUUAUUUAAAAUUUAAUUUAUCAAUUUACGAUGAUGACCUCGACGAUGCUGGUAGUGUACUUACUGGCGCUUACGGUGGGGCUUAAUGUGUUAACUGUUGCUGAUGGCACCAUGCUAGAAGGACUGGUGGCACCCAUAGAAGUGAUCGAGGAGUGGGGCUGCUACGACACCGAAAUACGGCUAACGUGUGGCAAUCUCGAAUCCAGGGUAGCGAUACUGGAGGCCAAAUUCACACCUCGGUGUGCCGAGGACCGACCAGAGGAAUGUGUGCACGUCGACGAGAACAGUGUGACGCAUUCAUUCGCCUCGCAGAGGGUGGACAAGUUGACCCUGGAGGAGAAGGAGGCCGGCCAGCGGUUCCUGCAAACGUUGCGGCGCAACCAUGAGCACGAGAAAUCCCACGACGAGACUGUACCGUCGAUCGGAGCGGUCCACUCGGCCAACGACAACAGCGACGGCAGCGGCUCGGCACCGGUCAGCGCUCGAACGGUGAAAGACAAGCGUAGCUCGCUGCGGGCCACUUUGGAGCAUUUGAUUGUGCGGUACCUGCGACGGAUCACCAGCAGCGGGGAGGACGAGGAAGACGACGAGAGGGGCGGAUACGAGGCGUCUUCGGUGCGCUACCGCCGUCAGGUAGCGACAGCCGAUGUCAACGGGACCGAGCUCGGUGGCGGUGGUGACAAUUCUACGGAAGUGGCUGGGAAUGAGGGACCGGACAGCUCGGUGGAGAUUACAUUGCUUACCAAUGACAGCGAUAGUAGUGGAAACGGUAGUGCUAUGAUGGGUGAUUCUAGUGAGAUUACUGUGCCACCUCCGUCGGAAGUUGGCGCGAUGGUAGGGAGUGGUAGUGCAGUGGAAAAUGUCAACGGCGGGUUGCCAUUCGGCACCUCGGUGUCAACCGUUGAAGAGAAAAGUUCUAAAAUAGUAGCAGAUAGUGGUGAACGACCGGUUUGGAAAGUGUCACGAAAGCAUAAAUCUAAUAGCAAGAAGGAAUGUGGCAGCAUUCGCAAGCGGAUUGCCCAGCUGGAUCGAUUCGAGUUGGAGAAAUCAAUGCUGAACGAUUCCUUCCGGGAGUACAACAUCCGAAGUGCGCUCAACUACAGAUGUUCCGGCAAGAACCACUGCAGCUUUGUGUUCUCUCAGGACCACCCGUUUUCCGUGGUGUGGAAGGAGGGAACGGUGCGGGUGAAAUACAUCUGCAUGGACGAUUUCCGCAUCAGCAAGUACUGCGAUGAGCACUUAAUUAUCGGCAACGAAGACCAAUGGGAACGGCGCCGGUCCAACGAGGAACGGGACGUUUCCGGCGAUGCCACAACCGAGGAUAACGAGUCACCAUCGCAACAGCAGCAGCAGCAUCAUCCUGAUGACACUCCUAGCGCCGGUACGACCACCACAGCCGGUAGAAAUUAUUACAAUGAUAACACUAACGAUCCGGUUGGUUUCGCCGAGGACCGACGGCAACGAAACCAGUGGAGCUACGACGGCGAUGGCGAUGGGGAUGACGAUAGCGACUACGAUGGCGUCGACUACGACGAUGGACCUAGGGGGGAACCGCGGGCGGAAGCAUUGCAGCAGCAGCCGCUGGUUCAGCAGAUGCAUUCGUUUCACAAUUUGAAAAUACUGAAAUCCUUCCCCAGCCAGGAAGCACCGAUUAACGAGACGGAACACCAGAGGAAACUGGAAGCGGAAGCAGCCUACCGGAAGCGACAGAAAGUCUUCUCCCAGGACUUCCGGGUGUUGAAGAUCCUCCCGAGCGACCUGGACGAAAUCGAGGACAUCAAACAGGUUGGCAACGAGUACUUUUUCAAAAAGGGCAUCGAAGUGAUUGACGAAUCGGAGAACGAAAUCGUUCCCGAUGAGGGUGAACGCCAACCUUCGAUCAACGAGGCCAACAACCAGUUCACGGAAACGCUGGACAUCGUGGUCCUUCCACCACCAACCAAAGAUGCCGAUGUUUACGAAAGCGAUGUCGACGCUUCUCCGACGACGAUAGGUGGUGGAGGUGGUGGUGAAGGCGAUGGAACCACUAUCAAUCUGGUAGAGUUGAUUACUCCUACCAUGGUAACGCGAAUGCAAGUCACUAGUCAAACGCAGGAAUUCCUCGACGUACACAUUCGAUCAACGGCGGGCAUUCCGGUCGAGGUCACUCGAAGUGGUGAAAUCAAUGCAACCGGAGUGAUGACGACCACUUUGGGCUCCGUCGAACGAGAGGGUAUUUUGGAGCGAUACCCCGAUGCAGAAUCGAAUGAAGUGGAAGAGGAUGCUCGAGCAAACAACAGCAGCCCACCGGAGGAUGGUUUCAGCUUCAACAACAGUACCUUCAGAAAAAUGCAGAAAGCAGUUCUGGAGGAAAUCAAUGCAGCCCAGAAUGGGGACGGAGGAGGUGGUGCCUAUCCGGGCAACUACGACGAUGAUGACGAGGAUGAUUUCGAGGACGAGGACGAUGAUAUUGAUGACUUCGACGAUAGCGAGAGGAGGAGUCACAAAAAGUAUAUCAGUAUUCAGCGAACGCUUCUAAAGCACCCCUUGCGCCAGGGCUUCCUGAUGACGCCCGGCUAUCCCAAGUACUACAUCGGCGACAGUGUCUGCCGGUGGACGCUGUAUGCCCAGCGGCAUCAGAAAAUUAAGUUAACCAUCCUAGAUUUAGCACUGCGGUUUGAUGAACCGUGUAGAGAUUACGUUGAAAUCAGGGAUCUGGAAACGAAUCAGACCCUGUUCAGCAGUUGCUCCGAAAGUACACGACCAAUAGUGUUGGUCAGCGUACGGGAGAGGGUGGAGAUCAACGUGCGAACGACAACACAAGUGGCCUACCCGAAACGGGGCGUGCUGAUACACUAUUCAGCGCUCGGCUGCGAGUUGCCGUCGCCGAUUCCGCCGCACAUGACGCUGGUCCGUCGUAGCGAGUACCGAGCAAAGUACGUCUGUGAUCCCUUGUAUGUGUUUCCCGACACAGCUGAGCCCAGUCGUGAACUAGUCUGCACCGCCAAGCACACGUGGAACCGACCGUUGCCGGCCUGUGUAGAAAAACGUGCCACUGAAGGAAGUGGUCUAGUGUCCCAUUACGAGCAAAAGCGUAAAAUAAGUGAUUCUGAAACCAUGUCUGAUAACAAAGCAGACACUGUUUAUGACAUCGUGAUUCCGUCAAUGAUAAUCGCUGCCCUAUUUAUUGUUAAUGGCAUCGUAUUCGCGGUCAUAAUGCGCUACAGGAACAAAAGAAAACAACGCCUUGAACUAGACAGUAAGGAACUAGCUGAACUGUAAAGCAUCCCAUCACUUCCCGCAAUCAACCAAACGAAAAGUUACAUAACAAACAAACAGAACAAAGCAUGAACGAAUACUCAAAACAAUGAUAAUGCAUGUAGAAGAACAAUGGAGUCAUUAUAGGAAUGGGUAUGGAAGAAUGAAAGCAAACCAUCAUCAACCGUCGCCAUCAUAAUUAUGCGAGGAUAACUUUCGCCAUCACAUCCGUCACGUGCUAAAAUGGUAGUGCAUUUCGAAAACCGAGUACAGAAUAAUGUCGUACUGCUGUCUCUCCAUCUUGUCUGUAUGUACAUCAAUCUUAUUGUACCCUUUACACGUGUGUCACACCACCUAAUGCAACAAAAGACAUGCCCGCCGCUUCUCAAGGGCAAGGACGCCAUCAUCUGCAGCAGCAGCAGCAGCAGUAACCAGCAACCCACACAAAUAAAUCAUAUCAUCAACUCAUCUUCAUUAUCAUGGCCACUGGAGCAUCAUCAUCGUCAUCAUCGUCAUCAUAGAUGAUUGAUGAUGAGAGUAAGGAAACCCAACAUUAUCAUCGCCGUUAAAGGUAAGUCUAAUCCACAGUUCAAUUAUUGGAAGAAGGAUUCAAAAUGCGCUCAGUUCAAGAGUCAAAGCCAGAUAUUUUGUCGCUCUAAGAAACAAUGGAAAAAAAUCGUCGUAGUUGAAUAGCUUAUAGAAUUCGAGCAAACAAAUAUUAGAAAACUCUAUACAUACACACACACACACAUACACGGUAACUAUUUUGCACGCUGAAAAAUUAUUAUAUACAAACUACAAAUCUCUUAUAUAGCAUUCAACACAAAAAAAACAAUGGUUAUCGUGAGAGAAACAAGAUAUAAAACGAACAAAAAAAAUAUUUAUAUUAAGCAACUGCUAACGAAUUUUGAUAACUUAUUUCCUCGAUAUUUUUUGAGUCCCGAAAAUAUUUUCUUACUUUUCCGCUUUGAAAAUGCCAGGAAAACUCAAUCUAAAAAUUAGUACUCGAAAGUCGCAGCUUGGAUCACACCGGGUAAUAUGUAAUAUUUUCUAAAAUUAUACAAAUAUAUUCAAAGCAAAACGAGCAAAAAAAAAAUUGCUAACUUGAUAGUUCCAUGUUAGAGUAUCGAUGUAUAUUUUCCAAUCUAAGUUCUGUAGAAAAAAACAAAACAUAAACGAACCACCAUUCUGGAAAAUAGAACGAAGAAAAGCAAAGGGCGUUUUGAAACCCAAGAAUGCAAAAGUGACUGCUAAAACAACACAAAACAAAGUAAGCCAAAGAUUAGAUGUUAAACGCGCCUAUAAUAUGCAGCCUGCUUUGAUGAGGAAGGUAGAGAACAAUUGAAAGUAACUUACCACACUGAAAAGAAAAUCAACAUGUGCUUUAAAGGAGGAAAAUACCGAGGAAAUUUAACGCUAUAACCAAAUUGUAUGGAGAAAAAAAAACCUGUGGAACUGAUGAGGGAAUGGAAUCCGGAACGAUGCAGCUGGCCAAGUGAAUUGUGAUUGAAAACAAACAGAGACACGACGAGAAGGUGUGAUAGGAUGAGGAUUUUUAUCAUUUAGUUUGUGGGCCCGUUCGCACGUGCGAUGCAAAAACAAAACUAACGGAAAUGCUAACAAAAAUUGAACUAAUAAUGUAUUUAAACGGAAGAACAAAGCCGUAUGUGCUGUAAAAAAAAUCACGUUGGUGGGAUUUUCCCGCAAUGGGGACAUCUCAUUUCGAAGACGAAUCUAAUUUUCGAUUAUUCAAUUUGUUUUCUUUUUCGUUUAAGAUUUCCACGCUGGGAGAAUGUGAAGUGGGAAACGAUUUCUUUCUUUCAUAAAUCCGUUAUUUUCUUAAUUUUUUAAGGAAAUAUUUAUUUGCCGAAUCAAACAUUGUACUUCCAUGCCGAAAAAUAAAGUGAAACAA